GUGUGGCGGUACAUCCUAAAGCAAUGGCGGCGGGUGGCAGCGAUCCUCGGGCUGGCGACGUAGAAGAAGACGCUUCCCAGCUCAUCUUUCCCAAAGAGUUUGAAACAGCCGAGACACUCCUAAACUCCGAAGUUCACAUGCUUCUGGAGCAUCGAAAGCAGCAGAACGAGAGUGCAGAGGAUGAGCAGGAACUUUCAGAGGUCUUCAUGAAAACCCUGAACUAUACAGCCCGCUUCAGCCGAUUCAAAAACAGAGAGACUAUUGCCAGUGUUCGUAGCUUGCUUCUCCAGAAGAAGCUACAUAAGUUUGAGUUGGCUUGUUUAGCCAAUCUUUGCCCGGAGACUGCUGAAGAAUCCAAAGCUCUGAUUCCAAGCCUGGAAGGGCGUUUUGAAGACGAGGAACUGCAGCAGAUUCUUGACGAUAUCCAGACAAAGCGCAGCUUCCAGUACUGAUGGCCAGACAUCACUCUGCUCCUCGGGACGGCUCCAGACAGCACCACGUUCAGAACCCAGUCGGCUUCGUGCAGGAAUGUCAUCACUCUGCUCCUCGGGACGGCUCCAGACAGCACCAUGUUCAGAACCCUGGUGGGCCUCCUGCAGGAAUGUCGCUUCAGAAGACACUGGGACUUCUUUCGUAGUUUUUGCUUUACUGAGAUAGAAUGUCUGGGUAGUUCUCAGAGUCCUCCUGCCUCAGCCUUCCAAGUGCUAGGAUUACACGUGUGAGCCAACACUUACUUACGGCUUGGCUCUUGGAGAAGAAAGAAAUGCUGGCUGUUGGUGCUCUCUUCACAGUGAUUGGUAGACCGUGGUGACCAUCUGUUCUCCUUGCAGCCUUGUAAGGCUGCUGUGGUCAAUCGUGCUGCAAUCCUGAACUGCUGAGGUAGACUGAUGUUAAACAUUUGCUGACUAUCUCUUACUGUGGUUUUUUGGACCCCGUGUUAUUAUUUUUUGUUCUUGACAUUUCAAUUUUUAAUGUCAGUGUAUUUUGUAGUUUUUGAAGCUAAAAUGAUAUAUAAAAAUCUUGUAUAGGGGAGGAAUGUUUGUACUUUGUUGCAAAGGGGGGAAAUAAACCAGAACACUUUAUUACUUGA
Molecule: messenger RNA, 1090 nt
Organism: Arvicanthis niloticus (Nile rat)
Lineage: Eukaryota; Metazoa; Chordata; Mammalia; Rodentia; Muridae
Gene: Polr2d
Product: RNA polymerase II subunit D
Biological process (GO): DNA-templated transcription initiation
Cellular component (GO): RNA polymerase complex
Molecular function (GO): nucleotide binding
Source: RefSeq, a predicted model, not a curated record